This is a messenger RNA of Phanerochaete carnosa HHB-10118-sp, 597 nucleotides long. RefSeq lists its product as uncharacterized. The transcript is spliced from 3 exons. The annotation marks the transcript as partial. NCBI's taxonomy places the organism in Eukaryota, Fungi, Basidiomycota, Agaricomycetes, Polyporales, Phanerochaetaceae. The record is from RefSeq and is a predicted model, not a curated record.
GGCCUUGUAGUCUACGAAUAUAUCAUAACAUUCAACCAAGAGGUUGCUGUGAUAUGGAGACGGAAGUUCUCGCUGGCCUCGGUGCUGUUGAUUACCACUCGGUGGAUCAUGGUUCUCGGCCCAAUUCUGAACACUACACCCUCGGCACAAACAUGGUGUGACAUACUUACUGUAAAAUUACAAGAAAUUGAACUGGUAUCUUGUGUAGUAUUCUCUGCCCUGCGUGUGUAUGCACUCUGGCGUGGAUCACGGAUGAAAUAUGUAUUUCAAGUUCUUGCCGUUGUACUCAUGCUCGGACUGGUUCCAAUUGGAACAAAUAUUUCAGCCUUGCUCAAAUUUGCACUCACAGUCAUCAUCAUGUACAUGUGCUGUGCAGUGCUCUGGUUCACAAGAUGCAGCUUGAUUGCUGCUGACAUCAUUGUUCUUGUGCUGACAUGGAUCAAGUCGUUUGAGCACUUCAAGGAAAUGCGCCGUCUUAAGCUCAAAUUGUCUAUCUCAGCUGUGCUGCUCCGGGACGGCAAGUAUAUUACUCUGUGUUGCAUAUGCCAUGAAAGUAACCCACACAACACUCUUCUAGGUGCCCUUUAUUUCCUGUAA